Molecule: messenger RNA, 2271 nt
Organism: Parathielavia appendiculata
Lineage: Eukaryota; Fungi; Ascomycota; Sordariomycetes; Sordariales; Chaetomiaceae
Product: prolyl-tRNA synthetase
Exons: 3
Coding region: 237-1907 (556 amino acids)
Biological process (GO): prolyl-tRNA aminoacylation
Cellular component (GO): aminoacyl-tRNA synthetase multienzyme complex; cytoplasm
Molecular function (GO): proline-tRNA ligase activity; ATP binding
Source: RefSeq, a predicted model, not a curated record
CGCGGCCCAGCCCACGCUGCAUGGCUGCCCCUCGAUUUCAGCUCGGCGGAGGUUGAAAGUGCGGGGCACCACAAAAGCAGCCCGCGUUUCCUUCAAAAGUUCGAGUCACUCGACUCUGCAAUUUUGACUCACUCCCCGGUUCUGACAGAGCAGUUGGGCACUCAGUGUCAAUUUUUAUAAUCCAGGUCGACUCGACCCCAUCCCUUCCUCCAACCUUUCUCCGGAUCGCCAGAACCAUGGAAGACGCAAAGGAGCAAUCGAAGAGCGCGCUCAAGAAGGCCGAAAAGCAGGCCAAGAUGGCGGCUGCAAAGGCCGAGAAGGCGGCAAAGCAGGCGUCGCUUCCCGUCGUUGGCGGCAAGAAGAGCGACGACAUCAUCGGCAUCACGGUUUCCAAGACAGAGAACUUCCCUCAGUGGUACCAGGAGGUGGUGCUGAAGGCCGAGAUGAUCGAGUACUACACCGAGAUCUCGGGUUUCUUCAUCAUGCGCCCCGCCACCAUGUACAUUUGGAACACCAUUCGAAAGUGGUUCCAGGAGCGGAUUGAGGCGAUGGGUGUCGAGGAGACCAGCUUCCCCAUGUUCCUGUCGCAAAAGUCGCUUGAGAAGGAGAAGGACCACGUCGAGGGCUUUGCCCCCGAGCUGGCCUGGGUAACAAAGGCUGGUGAUAAGGACCUCGAAGUCCCUGUCGCUGUCCGUCCAACCUCCGAAGCUGUCAUGUACCCUUACUACUCCAAGUGGAUCCGCAGCCAUCGCGACCUUCCCUUCAGGCUCAACCAGUGGAACUCGGUCGUCCGCUGGGAAGCCAAGCAGACCACCCCCUUCCUAAGAGCCAGGGAGUUCCUCUGGCAAGAAGGCCACACCGCUCACCUCACCGAACAGCUAGCCGGCGAGGAGGUGCUCCAGAUCCUCGAGCUUUACGCGGGCGUCUACGAACAACUGCUCGCUGUGCCGGUCGUGAGGGGGAGGAAAACCGAGGCCGAGAAGUUCGCCGGCGGCUACUACACAACAACGGUUGAGGGCUACAUCCCAUCCAACGGGCGGGGUAUCCAGGGCGCGACAUCCCACUGUCUGGGGCAGAACUUCUCCAGGAUGUUCGACAUCACCGUCGAGGAUCCCAACGAAAAGGGCAAGCACAUCCACGUUUGGCAGAACUCGUGGGGUCUCUCAACACGCGUCAUCGGCGUCAUGGUGAUGAUCCACGGUGACGACAAGGGUCUUGUCCUGCCUCCGCGCAUCGCAAAGAUCCAGUCCAUCCUCAUCCCCGUCGGCCUGACCGCCAAGAUGUCGGCCGAAGACAAGGAGAAGCACCUGAAGCACCUCGACGAGAUCUUCCACACGCUCAAGAAGGCCGGCGUGCGCACCGAGGUCGACCUUCGCGAGGGCUACACCCCGGCGUGGAAGUUCAACGACUGGGAGCUGAAGGGCAUCCCGCUCCGGCUGGAAUUCGGCCCCAAGGACGCGGCCAAGGACGUGGUCAGCUACGCCCGCCGCGACACAGGCGAGAAGGGCACCAUCGCCAUCGCCGAGCUGACGACCAAGGUGCCCGAGCUGCUCGAGACGAUCCAGCAGGACAUGUACAACAAGGCCGACACGGCCUACCGCGCGCACCGGCUCCAGAUUACAAAGUGGGACGAGGUCGUGCCGGCCCUCGACGCCAAGAAUGUCGUCAUCAUCCCGCACUGCCUGGUGCCCGCGUGCGAGGACAAGAUCAAGGAGCUGACGACGGGGCGGUCCGACGACGCGGCCGAGAACGCCCCCGAGGGCCAGAAAGCGCCCUCAAUGGGCAUGAAGUCGCUGUGUAUUCCGUUUGAGCAGCCAGGGGGUCUGGUCAAGGGCGAGACCAAGUGCCUGAACCCGGAGUGCACUCGAUUGGCGGAGCAGUGGUGCAUGUUUGGGCGGAGCUAUUGAGCCGAGCAAAUGUAGCGAAUCAAAAGAAAGCGAUCUUACUACCCUGUUGCUCUCCCACCGUUUUAUCGUCCAUCUGUCAGUGGAAAUUGGUAUUGGCGGGCUGAGAUGCUGUGAUUGCGACUGAUAUGCACUGUAUCCGGUGUCUGGGGAUGAGGGAUCGGAAAGCGCGGUUAAUGGUGGGUGACUUGCUCGACCAAUACCUUGGGCUGCUUUCUACAUCCGUACAAUUAGAAGUGUGAUGGAAGAAUUGGCGACGCUGGGAAUCAAUUUGCAUUUGUAUGGUCAUGACUCGUAAAACUAGGGCACUUCCAUGUCCCAUCCCACUUCCAGACGUAUCUUCAGGGUAUCCCGCUAUGGUCAACCG